Messenger RNA from Nomia melanderi (Alkali bee), 1230 nucleotides. RefSeq names its product vacuolar protein sorting 60 (gene Vps60). Gene Ontology annotation, biological process: late endosome to vacuole transport via multivesicular body sorting pathway; vesicle budding from membrane. Lineage: Eukaryota; Metazoa; Arthropoda; Insecta; Hymenoptera; Halictidae. Gene Ontology annotation, cellular component: multivesicular body. The record is from RefSeq and is a predicted model, not a curated record.
GUUACUUCGAAUAGGUGUCGCCAUCGUAGAUCGGUUGACGCGUGAAUCAGUUCGUUUGACGUUUCGACGAAACGCGAGUAAAAAUUGAAAUUUUUCCAUUCGAUCGGUCAGCCUCGUUUUCGCAUCCAACGAAAUGAACAGACUAUUCGGCCGCGCGAAACCUAGAGAACCACCGCCGAGUCUUACGGACUGCAUUGCCGGGGUCGACAGCAGAGCCGAUUCGGCGGAAAAGAAGAUAGCGAAAUUGGACGCGGAGUUAAAAAAGUUUAAAGACCAAAUGUCGGUAAUGAGGGAAGGCCCUGCGAAAAACGCGGUAAAGGCUAAAGCGAUGCGCGUUUUGAAGCAGCGAAAAAUGUACGAGGCGCAAGUAGAUAAUUUGCGUCAGCAGGCGUUCAACAUGGAACAAGCCAACUAUGCUACGCAAACUUUGAAAGAUACUCAAGCAACCGUAGUCGCCAUGAAGGAGGGAGUUAAGCAGAUGCAGAAAGAAUUUAAAAACAUAAAUAUCGACCACAUCGAGGAUCUUCAAGACGACUUGGCGGACAUGCUGGAGCAAGCGGACGAGGUGCAGGAAGCGAUGGGUCGCAGUUACGGAAUGCCAGAUAUAGACGAGGACGAAUUAGCGGCGGAACUCGAAGCUCUCGGCGAUGAUUUGGCUAUAGACGAAGACACCAGUUACUUGGACGAUGCCAUCAAAGCACCCAACGCUCCCGAUAAAGAACCCGGCGCGAGUACCAUUAGGAACAAAGACGGCGUGUUGGUCGAUGAAUUUGGUUUGCCACAAAUACCGGCCAGUUAAGUUUACGCGAUCGAAUAGUUUAGCGACACGUCGAUACGCGCGCGUUACGUCCUGAAAACGUUUCGGACAUUCAAAGUUACCGGUACAAAUUUACGCAGCGAUCUGUGUCCUCGAGAAUUAAUAUAAUUCUGUUAUCGUUGGUAGCCAAGCUAUUACGUUUAUUCAAAUAUUUCUGCCUCUCAACUGUAUAAAUCAAAUGAGCCCAAUAAAUCCGUAUUUUUCAAUGUUUCGUUACGUCGCGAUAACGCGUUGUUAAAUUACCUGUAGUCUAGGGACAUCUGUUCGCUUCGGAUUCUCCAACUCCCUGUACUGUGCGAUCGAGUCUCUAAUCGACUCUGUGCCAUUCCGAAAAUCUGCUUCAUCGAAACCCUCAACUUGCGUAUAGUGAUGGACAUGUGCCUGUAAUACGAUUCACCGAUUACACCCUUAGA